AUGUGGCACAAGCAUGUGGCAAACUACGCGUUUGUCGUUGAAGUUAAUCUGGCUCACUACCAAGAUCCGUUAGCAGACUUUUAUCAGCACCGACAGCCUAAUCUAGAGGACGAAUUGAAUGCGAGAGUUGAGAAGGGUGCUCCGGUGUUGAUAAUAUUUCGUGACCGGCCGGACAUUGUGGAGUUGCCACAUGCGUCUCAUUUGCAUGACUCGGAGAUCAAGGACCAGUUGGGUCAAUUGCAGUGUGCACUACAAGUACACGUAAUCCUAGGCAUUUUGGUGUUAAAGGGGCGACGGUUUCUGAUGGUGGUGGCGGGACAGGAGAUCGUGGCAACUUUGCCCCCGGACUGUUCGCCUCUGGGUGUGUGUGAGACUGCACAUGAGGUGCCGGCUAUCAGUCUGCGACGUUGCAGUCUCUUACCCGCACAUCGACAGAUCUUCGCUGUGAGUUCGGUGAUUGCGUUGCCCUUUUACAUCCCCACGGAGAAGUUCUUAAGUGCAAAGCUGCUGAAGCCGGUGACCGCCGUUUACCGCGCUCCCGCCAUGGGAACUCGUGGUCCUUCUGAACCGGACAUUACUGUCGACGACUUGCUCGGCCCAAGCAUUGCUUCCGUAGUUAGUGAGAUUGAACGCUCCCUCUCCAAGGGUACCCACUUCUUCAGCUUCGACUGCGACCUCACCCACAGCCUUCAGGCCCAGUACCUCCGCUACAAAAAGGACCGCGAAUGGUGCAUUCCCCAAAAAGUGCCCGUCUGGACACCGCCCAUCAAGACCGUCAACCUCCACCCCGCCACCGACCACUCCGGUCACCAUACCGGUUACCACACGGGUGACCAUACCGGUCACCAUACGGGUGACCAUACCGGUGACCAUGCGCGUGACCAUACCGGUCACCAUACGGCUGACCAUACCGCUGACCAUACCGCUGACCAUACCGGUGACCGGUUCAAAGCGCUACCAUUGUUGGAAUACGCCCGUCCCGGCUUCGUUUGGAAUGCGAGUUUGUGCGCUCCAUUUUUAGAGAACAAGGUAGACCCGCAAUGGUUGUGUCCAGUGGUGCAGGGUUCAGUAUCUGCCACCAACACGAACGCAGGAGAUGUGUACAUUUCUAUGGUGCUAAUAUCGCGGCGUUCGGCAUUGCGAGGUGGCACGCGUUACUUCGCGCGUGGAUUGGACGAGCAGGGACAUGCUGCUAACUUUUGCGAAUCAGAAAUGCUCUGUGCCAUCUACCCCACCCUCACGUCACAGAACGGCGUGCCCUACUUCCCCAGCUCCUCUCUCGGCGUCGACCAUUGGACGCCCGAACAACUACAUGCCGGAGACCGUCCACCACACCACCCACUCAGAGAUCGCACACUCACCGCCGAGGGCCUGUCUGCCGCGGAACUCGCCGGACACCUGGCCGCCUCUUAUAAGUCUUCCCAAGACCUCGCACGACAACUCGAAACUGUCGGCGAAAUCUUCGCCGGUCAAGCGGUCGCCGACAAACUGACCGGCGGCGCCGGAGCCGGCGCUGGCCCUGGCGCCGGCUCUGGAGCCGGCUCUGGGGCCGCAGCUGCAGCUGCGGCUGCCGCCGAGAAAGAGGUUCCUGUCACGGGUGCGAACAGCAGCAGCAGCGAGAGGGGACCCGUUCCGGGUUGGGGCGGAUGGUGGUCGUAUUUGCAGAUCCGAGGCAGUAUUCCCUGUUUCUGGGACCAGAUUGGUUUCGGACUGAACCCGCAACCUCGAAUCAACGGCAGCUUUCAAGAGAACCUUCAGGGGUUUUUGGCGCACCAGAAGAAGCUCGAACGGGACUACGGGGACGUCGUGUACGUGAACUUGCUGUCCAAUUCCAAGCCGGGUGAGGCGCGCAUGUUGGACUAUAUGCGUGACCUGUUGAGCCAGCACAAGAUGAAUGUGGCACAACAGUCGGGAGCGAACCUGAUUGGUCUGGAGGGUCAGGAUGAUGGUAAUCGGUAUGACUACUUCGAGUGGGACUUUCAUAAGGCAGUUCAGACGGUGGGUUUUGAGGAGGCGAUGCGUAUGUUCGGGAAGCGGCAAGACGUUUACAACCGGGCAAAGAACAUAGGGUACUUCCACACACAGGGACCCGCUCUUCAGAACGGGGUCAUCCGCACCAAUUGUCUGGAUUGUCUAGAUCGCACAAACGUGAUUCAGUGGUACCUAUGUCAAAGAGUGUAUCUGUCGUAUUUGCUUAAGCAUCGGUGGGAGAAGCUCAUUCGAAUUUGUGGUCUUAAAUACGCGCAAGACGUAUAUGCCAGCCAAAUAAAGUGGAUCACACUCAACGGUUCUGUGGACGGUCAGGGGUCCUCGCUCUGGCAUCAGUUUCAAAGGGAUAACCAGCCUAGUUUGCUCGCGCUGCCGAUGCAUAACCGACAGCCGUUCGUGUGUCCGAUUUCGCGCUGGUCACCGAUGGCGCCGAUUGUGCCUUCUCCACCCUUCCCGGCUACGAGUAUUUUGCCCUACUUCUCCUUCUUCCCCGACCCAGAGUUUGUGGAGGCACGCACGUACUUUGUCGGUGGCUGCUCAAACGAUCGACUCAUCACCGUCUUCUUCAAAUGCCAUUCGCACUCCUGCGGCCCCCACGGGAGCGGCGGACUGCAGUCAAGUGGCGGGCCACCUCGGGGUGAGUUUGCACCCGUGGACGACAAUGAAGUGUUAGUGGGAUGGUGGUCCCACGAGUCCAACUUGAGCACCUUGGCGGGAGACAAGGACAUCCCUGCGAUUGUGCCGUUUGCUCUACCCGUGGAAGGGAACGAGCCAGCCAGCGCAGUGCACGCGACAUAUGUGGUUAAGGAUGCGAUCAGUAGCAUGUGGGCGGAUUUGGGUGACCUGAUUUCUGUUGCUUACACUGGUACGGCAAGCGUAUUGACCCCGCUGCUGAAGAGUGGUAAGGCCACGAUUCUCACGAAUCUAACACACCUGAAGCGAUCAGUCGGACGUUUAUACAAACACACGUUCGAAGAUCGGGCGCGACAGGAAGCAAUUGACGCCCUUCUCGGAACACAACUCGCUGGUGGCGGCGCUACUUUAACCAUGACGGUGAGCCACGGCCCAGUACCGCCACCCAGUGCCCUCGCCGGCGGGGAAGCUGAAUUGGGCAACAAGUUCCUUAGUCUCUGGGUCGGCACCUGGAACACCGGCGGCGGCAGUUCUCUAGCCCGUGAAGACUUGAGCGACUGGCUACGAAAAGGUCUCGAGGAACGGGUCGACCUCUUCUGUGUUGCCUUCCAGGAAAUUGUCGAAUUAGCCUCCAUAAACACCGUUCUAAAUACACGCAAUAAGGGUCGAGAAAAUGAAGCUGCAGGAGCACUCUUACGGAUACCCGGACUGCAGCAAGACUAUAAAAUCAUCGCAACUAAAACGCUUGUAGGCGUCACCUCCGUCAUUCUCGCCAAAAAGGCGCUUAUUAUCGGCGAAAUUGAUUGCCGACCACCCCUUGCCGAACUCGUCUCCGGGGACCCUGUCUCCGGUGACUCGACUAUGGGCGACCCAGCCGGUAUGGGCGACCCAGCCGGCACCGCCUUCUCUGGCGACGCGGUCGGCGACGUGUCCACCGCAACUGGCAACCAGUUGGGAGACCAGUCGCUCCCCUCCUCCAUGCUUCCAGCUAAAUCCGUAGCCGGGUCAGUGGCAGGUUCCGUCGGAUCCGGUGGGAUUGGUGAGGUAUGUUCUACGGGUGUGAAAAUGGGGUUAUUGGGUCAGGUGGGGAACAAGGGUGCGGUGAUUACGCACUUGUCAGUGAAGGGACGUUCCUUGUGUUUCUGUAACGUGCACUUUAAUCCAGAUAAGAACUCGGAUCGGACGCAGGAGCGUCUAAGUCAGUUUGAGAAGUUGUUCGGUACCACGGCUGGUGGCAGUGGACUCCCGAUCCGUGAACACGACUAUUACUUCUUGGCAGGCGACUUCAAUUGCCCUGCCAUGGCCAGCAUCAGCGAAAUCGAGAAGUGGCUAGCCGAACGACGCUUUGCUGAGUACUUCCAGCGCGAUCAACUCUCCUGGCUUCGCACUCUGCCCUCUGCCACCUGCAUGCAAGACAUUACCGAAGCCACCGUCUCCUUCUGGCCAACCUACAAAUAUCGCAAAGGCACCUCCACAUAUGACCGCAAGCGGGCACCCAGCUGGUGCGACCGAGUCCUAUUCGGUGGAGUCAAGCUCAACCUCGGCCAAGCACAUGUUCAGUCUGUCAGGUACGACCGAGUCAAAACAAUCCUCUCUAGUGACCACAGGCCUGUCUACUUCCUUUGCCACAUCUAUGAACUAUAA
This is a messenger RNA of Gregarina niphandrodes, 4266 nucleotides long. RefSeq names its product SacI-like domain protein. Bases 1 to 4266 code for a protein of 1421 amino acids. Lineage: Eukaryota; Apicomplexa; Conoidasida; Eugregarinorida; Gregarinidae. The transcript has 3 exons. The record is from RefSeq and is a predicted model, not a curated record. Gene Ontology annotation, molecular function: phosphatidylinositol-4-phosphate phosphatase activity. Gene Ontology annotation, cellular component: endoplasmic reticulum. Gene Ontology annotation, biological process: phosphatidylinositol dephosphorylation.